AUGGAUGUGGAAUCCUCAACUGGCCAAUUGGUAGAAAGCAUAGAUCUAGAUAAGAAUCAAUCUAUAGAGGGUAGUAAGGGUAUAAGAACAGUCACCAAGUGGAAGAGAAGAGCAGCCACUGAAGGUAGACUGGUGAGGAUGGAGGUCCAGAACCAGGCCCUGAGCAGUUUGGGGAAUCAUUAUCAGUCAGCUCCUCAACAAUCAUUGAAAAGAAACAGGGAAAUUAUGGAAGUUAAGAGUGGAGGGAGUUUAGAUUGGAGCUGGAUGAUAUUUGUCUAUUUGAGCACUGAUAAACCAACCAGGGAGAAACAAUGGGAGUUUUUGGUGGAUAGCAAACAGAAGUGGGGACCUUGCUGGCUUAUAGCAGGAGACUGGAAUGACCUAACCAGUAAUGAAGAGAAAAGGGGAGGGCAAAGAAGGCUGGAAUCUAGUUUUCAGGGGUUCAAACAAUUUAUCUCAGACAUGGAGAUGCAGGAAAUGGAGCAGAAAGGGGCUUUCUUUACUUGGGGCAAUAAUAGAACAGCAGAUGGGUAUGUAGAGGAGAGGCUAGACAAGGUUUUUACUUCUUGGAAUUGGCAGCUGAUGUUCCCUAAGAUGGAGGUCUCGAACUUUUAUAGAACGGCUUCAGAUCACAAUGUCUUGCUAAUCACCACAGAUACAGCUGUAUCUAGAAAAAGGAAGAUGUUUCUGUUUGAUAAACAAUGGAUCAAGAUGGAAGGGGUUCAAGAAGCUGUGAAAGAAGGGUGGAAUAUCUCUGUUGAAGGCUCCAGAAUGUUCCAGGCACUACAGGGGGUGAUGACCUCCUGCAACAUAUACUUCCUACCAUUACAGAGGAUAUGA
Striga asiatica is the source of this 840-nucleotide messenger RNA. Lineage: Eukaryota; Viridiplantae; Streptophyta; Magnoliopsida; Lamiales; Orobanchaceae. The record is from the annotation of a GenBank genome assembly.